AUGUGGGAGUCGGUGGCGCUCACGCUGGCCGGCGCCGCCGGCAACAGCAUCGGCAAGGUGCUCCAGAAGAAGGGCACCCUCAUCCUCCCGCCCCUCUCCUUCAAGCUCAAGGUCAUACGGGGCUACGCGCUCAACAGGCUCUGGAUCAGCGGCUUCCUCCUCGACAUGUGCGGCGCCGCCCUCAUGCUCACCGCGCUCUCGCAGGCGCCGGUCUCUGUCGUGCAGCCGAUUGCCGGCUGCGGCCUCGCCAUACUCUGCGUCUUCUCCCAUUUUUACCUCAAGGAGGUCAUGAAUGGCCUUGAUUGGAUUGCCAUCACAAUGGCCGGUCUCGGCACCAUAGGAGUCGGUGUAGGAGGGGAGGAGCAGAAAGUGGAAGAGAUUCCCCUUUUCAGUAUACCUUGGCUGGUGCUCACCGUUCUCAUCUUGUUUGUUCUACUCAACACUUGGCUUCAUAUCUACAAAAAGCAAAGGCGCGAACAAGAGUUGACUGGACCUGAAGUGAUCGAGGAGGUCAUAUACGGCUUAGAAUCAGGCAUUUUGUUUGGGAUUUCAUCAGUGAUCUCUAAGAUGGGAUUCGUGAUGUCUGAAAUGGGCUUUCCGAAGAUUGUUGUGCCAGCUGCCAUUUCUUGUAGUGUGGCCUGCAGUGCCGUGGGAUUUGUUUACCAGACUCGAGGUCUCAAGCAUGGGAGGGCAAUUGUUGUGUCCACAUGUACAUCGGUGGCAUCUAUUGUGUCUGGUGUUGUGGCUGGUAUGGUUGCACUUGACGAACAUCUGCCGACAGCUCCCGCAGGACGUUUUUUUCUCUUGCUUGGAUGGUUCUUCAUUAUUACGGGGGUGAUACUUCUUGUUACUUCAACCCGAGUGAUUGCGCGCCUACCUAAGCCUGUGCAGAAGUUUUUGAAGAGUAAUAUGGAGCGUUCACACAGCAUCAGGAGGCCUGGGUCAGCCCGAGGGAAGGAUCCCAACCAAAGCACAACAAUCCAUGCCUCGACAUUACAUAUACUAACCUCUACAGGGAAAGAGAAGGCCUAG
Molecule: messenger RNA, 1032 nt
Organism: Triticum turgidum subsp. durum (durum wheat)
Lineage: Eukaryota; Viridiplantae; Streptophyta; Magnoliopsida; Poales; Poaceae
Source: the annotation of a GenBank genome assembly